Molecule: messenger RNA, 570 nt
Organism: Guillardia theta CCMP2712
Lineage: Eukaryota; Cryptophyceae; Pyrenomonadales; Geminigeraceae
Exons: 1
Coding region: 1-570 (189 amino acids)
Source: RefSeq, a predicted model, not a curated record
AUGAGCUGCCACGCCUGCGAUCAGAUUAGCCUAGAGGACGCCAUCGCCAGCCUCUACCCUCAGGACCUCUACUACUCUCCUGUCACUGCUGACCCUCUCGACCUCAUGCACUCGUGGAUCGCUGAGAACCCCAUUCCGCAUGCCCACUGCGACUUGUCGGACGCGAACGAGGCCGAUGUCGCGAGGAGCAGGCGCUGGGCGGAGGCAACGCUGGAAAGGUCCAACUCCAACACCUCCCUGAGCAGCGCUGCAACAGCAAGCUUGUCCGAUGCGGAGUGGGGAGAAGCGGGAAAUGCUGAGCCGGAGAAGAAAGUCAAGGCGAAGCGAAGCUACAAGCCCAAGACCAGCAGGACGCAGUGGACGAAGGAGGAGCACGCGAGCUUCGUGGCAGCGGUAGAGGCACACUGUCCCAUGGAGACAAGGAGCGGGGCGAAUGGGAAGGUGUUCGUGGGACUUGGAGCAGGAGUGGCCGAGCUUAUAGCAACAGCGGUGCCGACGAGGACUGUAUCGCAGAUCAGGUCGCAUGCGCAGAAAUACUUCCUGAGGGAGAGCAAGAAGGGCGAUUGGUAA